Messenger RNA from Didymodactylos carnosus, 915 nucleotides. The record is from the annotation of a GenBank genome assembly. NCBI's taxonomy places the organism in Eukaryota, Metazoa, Rotifera, Eurotatoria, Philodinida, Philodinidae.
AUGGCACAUUCACAUAAACACAGUCAUGCUCAAGGUCGAAUACCAGGUCCAACUCCUGAACAAAUGGCAAAAGUUCACGAUGAUCAUAUAACAGAAUUUCGUAUUGUUCUACCAUUAACCGUUGAAGAAUAUCAAUUGGCACAAUUAUGGUCGACAGCUGAAUGUUCAAAACAGAAUACAGGUGGUGGUGAAGGUGUAGAAGUAAUUAAAAAUGAACCAUUUGAAAAACCGAUGUCAGCAGCAUUUUUAGAAAAAUUUAAUAAAGGACAAUAUACACAUAAAAUAUAUCAUUUAAGAGAUCGUGUACCAGGUUUUGUAAAAGCACUUGUUAGUUCACCAGAUGCAUUUGAUUUACAUGAAGAAGCUCAUAAUGCAUAUCCAUAUUGUAAAACGGUUUUAACAAGUGCUUAUAUGAAAGAUGCAAUGUACAUUGAUAUAUCAACACUACAUUUACCACACGUAUACGAUUCAAGAACUGAUUGUUUUCAAGAUAAUGUACAUCAAUUAGGAAAAAAAGAUUAUGAUCGUCGAAAAAUUGUUGUUAUAAAUAUAGCUGAUCCUGUAUCAGCAAAUGACUAUAAACCUAAAGAAGAUCCUACAAAAUUUAAAUCAAUUAAAACGGGACGUGGACCAUUAAUUGGUGAAUGGCAGAAAAAUUGUCAACCACUCAUGUGUUGUUAUAAAUUAGUACGUGUUCAUUUUAAAUGGUUUGGUAUUGGAACAAGAGUACAAGAUUUUAUCAUGAAACAAGAACAACGUUUAUUUCGUAAUUUUCAUCGACAAUUAUUUUGUUGGAUGGAUGAAUGGUAUGGAUUAACAAUGAAUGAUAUAAGAGAAUUAGAGGAACGAACAAAAGAAGAAUUAAAAAAUCAACUUGUUCGUGGAGAAAAACAAGGUUUUAGUGCAGAAGAAUAA